Messenger RNA from Fraxinus pennsylvanica, 369 nucleotides. The record is from the annotation of a GenBank genome assembly. Lineage: Eukaryota; Viridiplantae; Streptophyta; Magnoliopsida; Lamiales; Oleaceae.
AUGAUCUUCAACAGCAACUGUGCUGCAACUCUCUUUAAAUAUGGAAUCUGCAGAAAGCAAAAGCUUCCAUUGAGAUACGGAAGAAGAUUGCAGGGUGAUUCAAACGUUGCUCUUGUCAAGGUGAGCACACGGUCAUCCUUCACACAGGGAGUUCCAAAUAAUUCAGAUAAUGAAAUGAAGAAAGAACGGCAUCUAGACAUCUUUAUCAUCGGCACUUCACUUGUUGCUUUGGCUGCAUUGAUCUUGGCAAUUUCUUGGGUCUAUGUCCACCGAAAGCAUGUCGGGACCUUUAUGAUUUCCAACGAUGAAAAUGUUGAAAUGAUUGAUGAUGUUGGUUUACGUGCAUUUACUUAUGCGGAACUUGUGUAA